Molecule: messenger RNA, 1525 nt
Organism: Gossypium raimondii (Peruvian cotton)
Lineage: Eukaryota; Viridiplantae; Streptophyta; Magnoliopsida; Malvales; Malvaceae
Product: UDP-xylose transporter 3
Exons: 7
Coding region: 94-1152 (352 amino acids)
Cellular component (GO): Golgi apparatus
Molecular function (GO): UDP-xylose transmembrane transporter activity; antiporter activity
Source: RefSeq, a predicted model, not a curated record
GCGGCAAUGAGGUAGCUCCACCAUUCAAAUACCCAAAUACCCCACUAUACUAAGCAGAUCUAAUUCCGGAACAUAGCUUAUUUCUCAACCAAAAUGACUGAAAACCAUAAGUUCCAACUGGGGACAAUUGGUGCUUUGAGUUUAUCGGUUGUCUCCUCUGUUUCCAUUGUUAUAUGCAAUAAGGCUCUUAUCAGCACUCUUGGUUUCACAUUUGCCACAACUUUGACAAGUUGGCAUCUCCUGGUCACGUUUUGUUCUCUUCAUGUGGCCUUAUGGAUGAACUUGUUUGAGCACAAGCCUUUCGAUGCCACAGCUGUCAUGGGAUUUGGUAUUUUGAAUGGGAUAUCCAUUGGGCUUUUGAAUCUUAGUUUGGGUUUCAAUUCUGUUGGUUUCUACCAGAUGACAAAAUUGGCAAUUAUCCCCUGCACUGUUCUUUUGGAGACCCUUUUCUUUAGGAAGAAAUUCAGUAGGAAUAUCCAGCUUUCAUUGGCCAUUCUUCUUCUAGGUGUUGGAAUUGCAACUGUGACUGAUCUUCAGCUCAAUCUCCUGGGUUCUAUCCUUUCUUUGCUGGCAGUUAUUACGACAUGUGUAGCUCAAAUCAUGACUAAUACCAUUCAGAAGAAGUUUAAAGUAUCUUCAACACAACUUCUCUACCAGUCUUGCCCUUAUCAGUCUAUAACUUUGUUCAUCGUUGGUCCAUUCUUGGAUGGGCUUUUGACUAACCUGAAUGUUUUCGCUUUCAAGUAUACCCCUCAAGUGCUGUUCUUCAUUGUUCUGUCCUGCCUGAUAUCUGUCACUGUCAACUUUAGUACAUUUCUGGUGAUUGGAAAGACAUCCCCGGUCACCUACCAAGUCCUAGGACACCUGAAAACAUGCCUUGUUUUGGCCUUUGGUUAUGGUCUACUUCAUGAUCAAUUUAGCUGGCGUAACAUUAUGGGGAUCUUGAUUGCUGUAGUUGGAAUGGUCCUAUACUCAUAUUAUUGCACUGUUGAAAGCCAGCAGCAGAAGGCUAGUGAAUCAUCAGCACAAUUGCCUCAGGUUAAAGAAAGUGAAUCUGAUCCAUUGAUUAUUGCAGAUAAAGGAAGUGAGAUCAUGAGUGAAUCUGAUCCAAAAGCUCCUGCAUGGAAUUUGAAAAGGGAUCUAGAUGCAUAAAAUCUUCCAAAUCUUAAAAAAUUGUAUUCAAUUUUGGUAGAUGAAACAUUAGUGUCGCAAGUUUUGCAGCUGUGGUAGUAAUAGUUCGGGUUAUUUCGGAGAUGACGGCAAUGACAACGUUGUAUAGAAUGUUAGUGUUGGAGAGUGGAAGGAAGGCAAAUGCGUAAUGACAGUAGCAAUUUCGGCUGAUGGUUGUAUUAUCAGGCUUAGGCGUGGGAGUGGAAAGCAUGCCCGAACUUGGCUUUGUUAAAUUCUUUAGUACAAUCUUUUACCAAGCAUGCCUUGUGCAUGCAGUUACUAUUCUGUUUAAUUAGAAACAUUCUACAAUUUUGAAGAAAUGAAGGCUUAUUCUCAUUCUAUUUUAUUUAUAGAA